Messenger RNA from Antechinus flavipes (yellow-footed antechinus), 15482 nucleotides. It is a transcript of the gene ZBTB41, whose product is annotated as zinc finger and BTB domain containing 41. The record is from RefSeq and is a predicted model, not a curated record. Gene Ontology annotation, biological process: regulation of DNA-templated transcription. The coding region runs from base 330 to 3074 and encodes 914 amino acids. Gene Ontology annotation, molecular function: DNA-binding transcription factor activity, RNA polymerase II-specific; RNA polymerase II cis-regulatory region sequence-specific DNA binding; protein binding. NCBI's taxonomy places the organism in Eukaryota, Metazoa, Chordata, Mammalia, Dasyuromorphia, Dasyuridae. The transcript is spliced from 10 exons.
UGUUCUUUUGUGGACAUUCUAGACUUUCUCCAACCACUCCUCUCCCAACCUUAUGAUGUUAAAAUAUUUAUGUUUGUAAGCUGUAGUGUGUGUGCGCGCGUGUGCUGCUUCUUGUUCAUUUAAUGAUUAACAAUUGAAAGAAAAAUACUUUGAACAAAUACAUUUAAGUCGCCGGUGGGGAUAUGUUAUAGGAUUCUUAUUGUUUUGCAGACCAUGAAACCCUCCCUCACACUUCUCCAGAAGAUGUUAGCCAAGAUUGAAGCUAGUUAUCCUUUUUAAGUCUCUUGAGACACUUAUGAAGCUUCUUGUCCUGAAAUUGCAUUAUUGCGAUGAAGAAAAGGAGAAAGGUUACUGCAAAUUUUGACGAGAAGAUCCAUCUGGGCCAUCAUAAAGAUUCAUCUGAUGGAAACAGUGCAGUGGAUAGUGACCAAGUGACAUUUAGUCAUUCUACAGAAGGAUCUACUCCUGAAGAUCUUCAGUGUUAUCAGCAACUUCCUCCAUCACCAGAUCAAAGAAAGCUUCUGAGUUCUUUGCAGUAUAAUAAGAAUUUAUUGAAAUAUUUAAAUGAUGAUAGACAGAAACAACCAUCUUUCUGUGAUUUACUUAUAAUUGUAGAAGGGAAGGAAUUUAGUGCACACAAAGUUGUUGUUGCUGUUGGCAGUAGUUAUUUUCAUGCUUGUUUGAGCAAAAAUCCAAGCACAGAUGUUGUCACUCUGGAUCAUGUAACUCAUUCUGUUUUUCAGCAUUUGCUUGAAUUUCUCUACACAUCAGAAUUUUUUGUCUAUAAGAAUGAGAUACCUCUAGUUUUAGAGGCUGCAAAAUUUCUGGACAUUAUAGAUGCAGUUAAAUUGCUAAAUAAUGAAAAUAUUUCUAAUUUUCCUUCUGAAAUAACUGAAAAGGCAUCACCAGCAGAAACUCUAAGUGAAUUGGCUGGCAGGUUGUCAACCAGUCAUCAGUGCAAAUUCUGCAGUAGAAAUUUUUGUUAUAAGAAGUCUUUAGAGAAUCAUUUGACCAAAACUCACAGGUCCCUAGUAAUAGGGAAAAAACAUGGGUUAAAAAUGCUGGAAAGAGGUUUUUCAGCAAGACGAUCAACUAGGAAUAGAAAGUGUCCUGUAAAAUUUGAUGAGGACAGUGAUAAUGAAAAUGAAAGUGGUGAAAUAUCAGACAAUUUUGAUAAAGACAAUUUGGAUAAGGUCACUUUUGAUACAGAAAAGUCUGAUAAAAAUGAUUCUGAGGAUGCUGGAAGUGAGUACAAUGCAGAUGCAGAAGCACAGGAGGAGGAAAUGUCAGAUGAAUACUCUGAAGGGGAAGAACAAAGUGACAAAGAACAUAAUGAUGCAGAAGAAGAGCCUGAAACUGCUGAUUCCGUAGGAAAUAUUCAUGAAGGGUUAACUCCAGUGGUCAUUCAAAACAGUAACAAAAAAAUAUUGCAGUGUCCUAAGUGUGAUAAAACAUUUGACCGAAUAGGAAAGUAUGAAAGUCACACCCGUGUUCACACAGGUGAGAAGCCCUUUGAAUGUGAUAUUUGUCAUCAGCGGUAUUCAACAAAAUCUAACCUAACUGUUCACCGAAAGAAGCACAGCAAUGAAACAGAAUUCCAUAAAAAGGAACAUAAAUGUCCUUAUUGUAAUAAACUUCAUGCAAGUAAGAAGACUCUAGCUAAACAUGUUAAAAGAUUUCAUCCAGAGAAUGCACAAGAAUUUAUUUCCAUCAAGAAGACUAAGAGUGAAAGUUGGAAAUGUGAUAUUUGUAAGAAGUCAUUUACUCGAAGACCACACUUGGAGGAACAUAUGAUUCUUCAUUCUCAAGACAAACCUUUUAAGUGCACCUAUUGUGAAGAACAUUUCAAGUCACGAUUUGCACGGUUAAAACACCAAGAAAAGUUUCACCUGGGUCCAUUUCCAUGUGAUAUCUGUGGUCGCCAAUUCAAUGACACUGGAAAUUUGAAACGACAUAUAGAAUGUACUCAUGGUGGAAAGAGAAAAUGGACUUGUUUUAUAUGUGGAAAAUCAGUAAGAGAAAGAACUACUUUAAAAGAACAUCUGAGGAUUCAUAGUGGAGAAAAACCCCAUUUGUGUAGUAUUUGUGGGCAGAGUUUUCGCCAUGGGAGCUCAUACAGACUUCACUUGCGAGUCCAUCAUGAUGAUAAGAGAUAUGAAUGUGAUGAAUGUGGAAAAACGUUUAUUCGUCAUGACCAUCUUACAAAACACAAAAAAAUACAUUCAGGUGAAAAAGCUCACCAGUGUGAAGAAUGUGGAAAAUGUUUUGGCCGCAGGGAUCAUCUCACUGUUCAUUAUAAAAGUGUUCAUCUUGGUGAGAAAGUGUGGCAAAAAUAUAAAGCAACAUUUCACCAGUGUGAUGUUUGUAAGAAAAUUUUUAAAGGCAAAUCGAGUCUGGAAAUGCAUUUUAGGACACAUUCAGGUGAAAAGCCUUACAAAUGUCAGAUUUGCAAUCAGUCUUUUAGAAUUAAGAAAACUUUAACAAAACACAUGGUUAUUCAUUCUGAUGCUCGACCCUUCAACUGUCAGCAUUGUAAUGCCACAUUUAAGCGGAAGGACAAGCUGAAGUACCAUAUUGACCAUGUGCAUGGAAUAAAAUCUCCAGAUGAACCACUAACUACUUCUGAGGAGAAACUUGUAUCCUUACCAAUAGAGUAUGCUCCUGAUGGGAAAGGUUACCAAACAGAAACUAAACAAUAUAUGGACCAGCCGAAAUAUCAAUCAGAAUCCAAAACAAUAUUACCAAAUGUUCCUAAUGAAGUCUGUGUUCCAGUAACAUUGGUUCCAGUCCAGAUGCCAGAAACUCAGAAUGAUAUGGUGCACCAUACCACUGCACUUCCACCUCCCUCUCAGGGCAUCCUUUCUACACAGACACAACCGACCGAUUAUCCACGAGCAACAGAUUUGGCAUUUCUGGAAAAAUAUACUCUUACGCCUCAGCCUACAAAUAUAGUUCAUCCAGUUCGACCAGAACAAAUGCUUGAUCCUAGAGAUCAGUCUUAUCUUGGAACAUUACUAGGUCUUGAUAACACUACAACUGUACAAAAUAUUGCUAAUAAUGAGAGGCACUCAUGAUGAGACCUAAACAUUCCACAAUAUUUUAAUGGCUAAAUGCUAAUUGCAAGCAGUAGCUGAUAGCUAUUAAAUUAAUAGGGCUACUAUGGUUUGCAUUUUCUCUGACCUCCAAGAUUCUGUGUAUAGUUUAAGAUCAAAGAAAACAUUAUGUGGACAUAUUUUGAUGCAUAAUAUUUAAAGUGUAUAUCUUAUAAUUUUAAAAUAUUUUAGAUUUAAUUUUUAAUAGUUUCUUAGCUAUAGUUUUUUAGAGAUUACAUAUAGGAAUUUUUAGAUAUAUUUUUGUCCUCAUUGGUUCUUUUUCAUCUCAUUCUUCCUUCCUUUUCUCUUCAUUUUUCUUCUUCAGCCGCCAAGUUAAAAACUUUUUUUUUUUUCCAUUUUAACAAGCCUUUAAAGGAACUAUAAAUGAAUGUACUGAUAGCUAUCAGCUUUUUUUUUUUUUUUGUCCCAGCCUGAAAUUCAUAUGACCUUGUUCCAAAUGCAUGCAUUUUCUUAUUAGAAUCAUGCAUCUAAGUUUAUUUUAAAAAAUACUUAAAAACUUGUUUUAGUUUUCAUAUUCAGCAAGUAUUUCUCAUUGAACUUUUUGACAGUCUAAAAGUAAAAAAGAGUAGACUAAUACUAUAGGGUCAGGCAGUAAAUAAUAUGUGGAGAUAUAAACAUGAUACCUCAGUUAUCCAAGAUUAAAAAAAUAUAAAAGAAGGGUAACAUUCUAUAUCUAGAGUUUUUCUUUGAGGCUUAAAUUUAUUGUUUAGAUUUUUACCGUUGAAUGCCUUAUUUGUUAAAAUUAGCUUCUGGCUUAUGUCUUCAUUUCCCCAAAGGGUUGGAUAAUGAAAUUUCUUUAAUUAGGAGUAGCCAAGAUACCUUUGGAGAAACACUGUGCUAUAAUAGAAAGAACAUUGGAUGCGCAGUUAGAGCCUGAAUUAAUUUUUGACUUUGCUUACUUAGUUAAGUUAUUAGCCUUCAGUUUCUUGAUCUGAAAAUUGGGGUGAGUAUAUUGGGGUGAGGGUGCGGGAACAGAGUAAGUAUUAGGAUUAGCUAGAUGAUCUCUAAGGUCUCUUCCAUAUUGAACAUUAUGAUUCUGUGAUUCUAUUUAUCUUGGAUAAUUGAGGCUCCAAAAAACUAAAGUAGUGAACCUAGAUUUUUUCAUAUGUAACCAAAAAGAAAAAAAACUUAAGACAAAUUCUAAAAUUUGUGGUCAAGUCUACUGAAUGUUACUUUCCCCUUAUUAAAGGCAAACAGAAAUAUCAUUUAUACAUCAUAAUUUAUAUUUUUCUAAAAAUCACCAGAUUUCAAUUUUGAUUCCUUUAUGCUUAGUAUCCAUUACUGUCUUUUUUAUCAUUGGGAAAUAAGGAGGGAAGAAAAUCAGUUGCAGUAGAAAUUAUGCUUAAAAUGGUUUAUUAUUUCAAAAUAAUUGAUGGGGAUCCCCUAGGGCCAAGUAAGUUGGUAAAGCUUGAAUUAUAAUAGAGUGUUUUAAAAAUAAUACAGUGCUAUUACUUUCAAAUAGGUAUAGAAACGAGUUAAAAAAUGUUGCCUAGUAAAUCUCACUGGAGAAAAUUCUUUAAUGAAUAAGUAAAAUGUAUCUAAGUGUGGUAGGCAUGAGUAGGUUGCAUCAGUUAUCAAUGAAGAAUUUGGGAAAAAAUGGCAUAAUGGAAAUAGAUGAACAGAAAAAGGAUGAUGAAUUAAUCAUAUAGUGGCAGGUGAUAUGGGCCAUCAGCUGGAGAUUGAGAGAUGUUAUAAUUGGUAAAGCAUUUUAUAUAAAUGUAAGUAAAAUAUCGGAGGCUAUUUUUAAAAAUUUCAAUAGUUUAAAGUUUUUUUCUCUCCAUUAUUGUAGUAAUGACUUGGUAGCAAAUUACCAAAUUUAUCAUAGAAGGUCCAAGAAUAUUCUUUAAAGUACUAGAAAAACUUGAGGUAUUUUACCAGAGUGCUCAUAAAUAGAUGUGCCUACUUAAGAAAAUUCAGAAAAAAAAACAAGAGAGAAUUAAAGCAGAAAACUAAAAUACUGUUUAUAUGCCCCUCUCUUGCCUCUAGCCCCAAUUUUUCCUUCAGCAGGUUUGGUGAUAAUUACAUUAGACUAUUUUAAUUUAUCCUAUUUUUAAAAGCCUUUCUUCUGACUAUGGGAACAAAUUUGUAUUUGAGAAUUGGAUAGAGAUACUUUCAGUUUGAAAUUAAAUUAUAAAAUUCAUUCUUAAUUAUAAAAUAAGGGAUUUAGGGAGAUAGUCUAAAACAAUCUCUUCAAGCUUCAAUGAUAUGUGAUUUUGUGAUUUAAAUAGACUUCUUAAUAUUAAAACUUUGAUUCAUUAUAACAAAGAUAUAUUUGUUGAUUUUAACUAAAAUAUUAUUAUCGCAGAAACAAAUCACAUCUUUAGAUUUCUCCUUAAUUUAUAAGCAUUUGAAGUUUUAAAAAGAAGGUGAUUUUUUUUUUUUAAGAUUUUACAUUAUUAAGGACUUUUUUGCUUCCUUAAAAUUUUUGCAACUAGGUUUCUUUUAAUAACUUCCCCAAAUGCUUUAAAAAUAUUUGUUUUACAAUAAUUUUAUUUACAUGAAACUUGUUUUGUAAUGCAUGUGUGGUGCAAAUUGAAGUACAUACAUCUCUUUACAAUUUUGUGAAAAUAUCUUUCAUUUGUACAGUGCUUUACAAUUAAUAGGGUCAAAUUAUCUCAUUUAAUAAUCUCAAUACAUUAUCUUAUUUACUUCUCACAAAAGCCCUAUAAUAUAUCCAGGGCAGUUAUGUACACUCCUUCCUUUUAUUUUACUUAGGGUAAACAAAUUGGCAAAGAAAGGUAAACUCAUUGUCUCAAAGCCUCUGUCAAAUGACUGAAUGAGAACUAAUGUAAUCUGAUGCCUUUUCUGGUUGGUUCUCUUUCCACUGUACCAUGCAAAGAUGUUCAUUAUGUUAUUUGCUGCUUCAUGUACCCUAGAGUUUGAAGGAAUCCAAAAAUUACUGAAAGCCUUACAGAUUUGGGAAAAUGGAACAAACUUGUAUUUAAAAUCUUGUAGCCCAGAAGAAAUGCAAUGAAGUUGGCAUAUAAUGGCUGUUCUGUUUUAGAUAUUUAGAGGUUUUUUGGAGAGAUGCUACAUUAAAUAUAAUAUUACUAUAACCAUGACAACAUUUUUGAUUCCUGCAUCUGUUUAACUUCCUUCAGAAAUUUGUAUUACAGAAACACAGCCUAGCUUUUAAGUUCAUUCAUUCAUUCAUUCAUCCAUCUAAGAAAAAUGAGCACUUAAUUAGUAUUGUAAGUUGACUUUUAUCAUGUGGGGAAAAAUUUGUCAAUCUAGUUGAUUCUGACUUUAAAACACCAAAGAUCCUAGUAGAUAUUAAAUAGGAUGGAGAGAACUUAAAUUCUACAUUAUUUGAAUAAGGACUUGUCCAAAGAAGCACAGUUGAAGUCCUAGUUUACUGUUGUUGUGAGUUUUUUUUUUUUUUUUUUAAUGUUUGGUACCAGUAGUAAGGAUUAGCAUGAAGUAUAUUUGUGUGUGUGAGUGUGUAUGUGCUUUUUCUGUGAAAAAUAAGAGCAGAAGAUACUUGGGGGAUUAUACACAUACAUAUGCUAACAUACUCUACAAAGUAUAUCAGGUAAAAAUGAUUAGAGUUUAAUUCAAGUAAUUUAAAUAUCUCUUAAAUGGACACUAUCAAAUGCUAGUUUGCAAGUUUAUUUUUUGUAUUCCAGAUAAAAACAAUACUUUUUACUAUUUAAAAUCUCAAUUGAAGUUAUUUUCUGCUUUUUGAAUAGAAUAAAAUUAGGGCCUAAAUUUUUUAGGUUUUUUUUUUGACCAAUUUAGUAAGGAUAAUAACCAAUAAAAUUAAAGUUGUAAAUUUGGAAGUUACUGAGGUUAGUCCUGGGUUAAAUUGAAAUAGCAAAAAAAUAUAUAUAUAUAUAUAUAUUUUAGAAUAAGCUUAAGUGGUUUUUAAGAUUGGUGUUUUCUUCAUUGUUUUCUGUCUUAGUAGUACAGCUACCUCUGAGCCAGGAAGAUUGGGCCAAAAUCCUGCCACUGACACAUACUGACAUGUGACUUGGACAAAUCACUUAACCCCUUGUGUCCCAGGCAAUUUUUCAGGACUAUAAUUUGCAGAACACUUGUCAAUCUAUGUUGAAUAGAGGGAAUUUUCUCACUGUGAGAUCCUCAUAAUCUCCAUAAAAUAUUUUACCUGAAACAACAAGUCUAACCCAAAACAAAGAUGGAUAGAUCACAAACUUAGUACAUUAUAUUCCUUGUCAAUCUGGCAGAUUUGGACAAAGAUUCCUAUAAUGUGGCUGCUUAAUAGCAUUAUAAUAAGCUGGUUGUUUAUAAAUUGCUAGUAAAGGGCUAAGGAAUAAAUAAAUAGCUUUGGUUUUCACAGUAUUAUUACUAAAAACUACAAAAUUAUAUUGCUUAGUAUUUUCUAGUUAUAAACCUGUGCAUUUCUGCUACCAAAUUAUUGUACUUCAUUUUUAAUAGAAGUCAGAUUUCGUAUAUAAGCUCUUUGAUAGUGUCCUUUUAAAAACGAUUUUUUCUUGAUUAAUUGCUAUGUGCCUUUUUGUGUAUUAUAGUUGCUGAAUGUUCCUUUUGUUUGGUAGAUUGUAUUGGUGAAUAAGAACUAUUAUCAGUUGUCUAUCAGUAUUGUCAUGUUUUAGUGAAUUUUAUGUUUUAUCUUGUCUGCAGGUCAGGCAAGGAUUUUUGCAAUUUAUCUGAGGUUUCUGUAGGUAGAUGGGCACCAAGUGCUACCAUUAAAAUUCAUUUUUAUGAUUUCAACAUCAUAAUUUCCAUCUUCAUUAUUACCUUAUAGGUACCAUGAAUCUACCUAAGAGACAUCUUUCAAAGGUAGCAUUCUAAAUUUUUAAAGUCUUUUUUAAAGUUCAUCAGAUGGUCUGUUUAUCAUAAUUUAAUAGUUUAACUUAGCAACUACCCUACACACCAUCUUGAUCGAUCUGAAAUGGGAAAGGGAGUUAGAUUUUGAAAUGGUGUUUUUUUUAGGUGUAGCAAUAUCCCAUCAGUCAGACAACUUGAGUUGAUAAGCUCAGGAAAAAAUAGAAAUCUUUGUAAAUGCUAGCAACUGAAUUAUUUUGUGAUCAGUGCCAAAUUUAAAAUCUUUCUAAACAAUCUCUGUGUUUAUUCAGGAAAAGUAGCAUUUUUCAAAAAUAUAAACAUGCUUAAAUAAACUCUUUGUUACUUAGGUUGAAACAUGGAUAGUUUGUGGGAAUUGUGCAUGUAUAUUAAAGUACAGAAAUUCUUAUAUUCUUAUCUUUUUAGUACGUUAUUCAUUUGUGUCUUGACAUACAUAUUUUUCCUUAGCUUUUUCUUUUACUGUAAAAUAAUAAGUACAGUCUCUGCUUUUCCUCAUUCAGAAAUUUAAAAGCACUAGAAAAAGAGAAGAUUAUAGGAGUUGGGUAGUUCAGAUUUGGUAGAGAUAAAUAAUGAAUAGUGAUUUUUAAAGACUUCAGCUAAUACAAAUCCAAAAAUAACUUGAAAUCACACUCAAUAGACAUAGUAGUGGAUAUUGAUCUCUUCAUUUACUUAUGGAAAAAUAAAUUAUGGUUGCAUUCAGAGUCAAAAUGAAUCAUAAGCAAUUGUCAUAAGUUAAAAAAUUUGUUGAUUUUUUUUUUCUCCCUUAAAAUAACCCAUUUUCAGGUACAUAAAUCUUUUUUGGGAAGUAUGAUUAGAUUAAAAUGGAAUUUUGAGUAAUUUAAUUUGAAUAGAUUCUAGAACAUGUUUUUGAUGCAAGACACAUAUAUAUCUGAUUGUUUUUCUUCCUUGCCUUAUGUACCUGAUUGGUUAAAAUGACAGAAAGAAAUGCUCUGAUGUAGUCAUGAACCUAUUUUUAUUCUCCAGUAAUAGAAUCUUGUUGGGGGGUUUUUUAUGCUAUAGUACAAUAUGUUUAAGAACUGCCAAAAAGAAAGUAUAAAGAUAGACCUGAAUUUAAUGGCCCCAUCUCCAUGUUUUAUGAUGAAUGUUGUAGCAAAAGGGAUUUAUGAUUUCUAUAAGUUGAAAAUACUUGAUAAUUUCUGACUUAACUUGCAGGCCUCCAUUAUAAACUUUGUUAGAAAUUCAUUUAAAACUUUUUUUAAAAAAUAAAAAAGGCAAAGUCAAAUUAUAAGGCAUAUCUAAAGCUACUGUUUUGUCAACUAUGUAAACAUCUUGUGAAUUUUGUAGGUAUUUAGAUUGUCUUAUGUGUAUGUGUCUUUAGCAAAAACUAUUUGCCUUUCUCUGAAGAAUAGGAAGUGUACUGUAUAUUUAAAUCAAUCUUUUGUUUUACUUCGGAAUUUUAAAUAAAUUUGGGAUUUUUUUUUUAAUCCUAAUUAAGCCUUUCCCAAGUUUUUAUUGCAGUAUGAAUUAAUUUUUAUUAACAUAGAGAUGCAGUACAUUUACAUGACUUAAGAAAUUUAAUUUGCAAGACCAUGAAAAAUAGAAAUCAAGUAAAUUCUGUGAAAAUUAACACAUAAUUUGAAUUUUAUUUUAUAAAAAUUAUUCAAAAUAUUUGACUUUUUUGAUUGGCUAGUUCAUAAAUGAACAAACUAGUUUAAUUUUUCUCCACUAGGAAGUACUAGUCUUUGGAUGCUAAAAAUUAUAGGAAGCAGGAGUUUGGGGGUUAAAACUAUGGAUAGAUUUCACAUUGUGGAAGGUUGGAGGUAGGGAGAUGAACACUGAGUGGAAAGAACUCAAUAGAGUACAUUGUGGUGCAAAUGGAUUAUUUAGUAAAGAAUAAGUGAAGAGAAUGAAAAAAUUAGAUGCUUGGGCAGAUCUUUGCUGAGGUCUAAAAUUAGGAUAAUAUACUAAAUAUGUUGGAGGCCCUAGAAACCCCUAACACUGCUUCAGAGCUACCUUAUCAGAUUGGCUUCCAAAAUACUCCUAGUUGGGUAAGCCUGAUUAUUGUGGCUUUUUUUUUUUUUUUUUUUUUUUUUUUUUUACAAUUUUCUUAUUAUUUGAGGCCAAGACUCUAGAAUGCAGUUAGAAGAUGAAGGAGAAUGUACUCUAGGAUUCUCUUAGCAAGAGCUGGUCAUUUGAGGGAAUUAGGUGUUACCUUUGGAAUGAGAUAGGAGCUGUACAACAGCAAAUAUUCCCUGGUUAAUUGGAUCACUUUAAAAUCAUUUCAUUAAGUCCUACUUUUUCUAAGGCAUCUUGGGGCUUUUAUAAGGUUUAUUAUAAUUUGGCAAAUAUCUGUACUCUUGCCACCGCUGUAGUCUUUAGGUUGCUAAUUACUAAAUGAACCUGAGAAAAAUAAAAAGAUAUAUUUUUACUUCUAUUAUACAGAUCCAUCCAGAGUCCAGAAGUGUUUCUUUUUGGUUAUACUUUCUACCCUCAUAAUCACCCCCUUGACCUUUCAACCAGCAUCAGAUGUUGAAUGCUUUAGUUGAUGUUCAAAAAUUUGGGGUUUGCAUUUUUAACAAUGGGUAUUCUUUUCCUGCAACUUCCCUCCCCACUUUGUGUUAAAGCCUGCCAUCUAUUAUCUUAAAGCUUUAUAUGAAUCCCCUAGAUGAUUCAAUGGACCAAUUGCUGGGCCUGGUGUUGAGAAAACCUGAGUUUAAAUCUUACUAGCUCUAUAGCCCUGGGCAAGUCACUUAACUCUGUUUGCCUCAGUUUCCUCAUCUCUAAAAUGAGCUGGAGAAGAAAAUGGCAAACCUCAAAUCGGAUCACAUGAAAUGAUUGAACAACAAAAGUGACUACUGAAAAUACUGGUUAUCUUCUGGUCUCAAUAUAUUGGAUAGGUUACAGUAUGCUAUUAGAUCCAUAUUGUCUUCACUAUAAAACUGCCCUUGACACCAUUUUAUUUUUUUUUUUUUUUUGAGGCAAUUGGGAUUAAGUGACUUGCCCAGAAUCACAUAUCUAGGAAGUGUCUGAGGUCAAAUUUGAACUCAAGUCUUCUUAACUUAAGGACUUGUGCUCUAAACCCUGUGCCACCUAGCUGCCCUGAUACAACAUUUCAAAAAUUGCAUCUGAUAAUCUAUUACACCCACCAUGUCUCUUUUAUCAUUUCUUUUGGAUUAUUUGUAAUCUUGAUUCUUUAUAGAUAGAUCCUUCCAUGUUUAGAAUAUUGAUGUCAGAAAUAGGCCUUCACUCUAAUGAGUAGUUUGAAAUUAUUGAAAGCACCGAAAAGUGUCCCAAACAAACUUGUCCAAUUUACUCCUACCCUGCUCUGACCUGAGAUCUUCAGCACCUGCCUUUCAGGCCAUCAGUCCAGCCAGAUGAUAUAAUCUGGAUAAGAUGUUUUCAUAUACUUUUCCCCUGGAUGUGUGGUUAGAUCAUUAUCUAUCACUUACCAUGGAUUGCUUUGAGGAGGCAUUAUUAAUGUGUCCUAUAAAACAAGCUUGCACAUUCUGGGUUCUAAUGUGUUCAGCAAAAGUAUUGUUGGAACAGGAGAGUCAGUGUAGGUUUGUAAUUGGUAAUAGUUAUUUAUUGACUUUUGUUUUUGCUAAAAGCAUGAUCUAUGAUUUCUUUUAUUUUUUGGUAAUUUCUGAAAUUUUGAAGAUUAUUCCUAAAGUAUUUUUAAAAUGUAUCAUCACUUCUGUAUGUUUUUGGCCAAGUACAAUCAAAAUGGCAAUGUCAUUUUGAUUUUCUCAAUUACAUCUGGUGCUCACAUGUUUCACUUACAAUUCAGACAGACUUGGUGGUUCUUUUGUCCCAGAUGAAGAUCGUUGAUUAAAAGUAUCAGUGUAUCUAGAGAUUUUUGCAUUUGAUUGGUGUUCUUUUUAAGGUUUUAUUUGUUUUUAUUGUUUUUAGAAUGAUUGAUGCCAAAUGUACUAUGGCUCCUUCUUUAUUGACAUGAGUAUUUUGUGAGUUAAUUUGUUGCUUUGUGGUCUUCCAUUCACUUUUUCUAUAAUGUUUAAUAGAUAAAUUUCUCAAUCAUAGUUCUCUUUCUGGAUGCAGAUGACCCUGAGCUGCCAAAUCUUCUGUUGAGGAGAUUAUACAUGGCUGAAGUGGUUUAUGGGCUCCUUUGAUCUCUGUUUGAUAGCUAUUUUGCAUUGGGAAAAAUUGUGAUAGUUUUUCCUGUUGUCAUUUUCCCUGUUUCAUCAGCCUUUUUAAAUUUUUUUUUUUUUUAUUUUGGACCCUUUAUCUUUAUCCUUUUUUCCAAUUUGUUGUUUGAUUUAACCCAUCCUUUGUUCAGGUGAUGAUAAGACUGUACAAUUGAUCUAUACCAGUCUUUUUUUUUUCUUUCCCUGAAAAAACAUCAAAGGACUUUAGGGUUGGGAAAAAAGUGAGAAUCAAGUUCAAUUUACAACUGAAAAGAAUAUCCAUUAUGACCUACCUGACAAAUUAUCCAGUUUCUACCUGAAAACUUCCAGUUGCAGAACCCAGAACUUCAAGGCACCUUUUGAAUAGCUUAUUGUUAGGAAAAUUUUCCUGACUUCAAGCCUAAAUUUGACACUUUCACCUCUUGCUUCUCAUUUUGCUUUGUGGAUGAAACAGAAGGUUAAUCUCUCUUUCACGUAUCAGCCCUUCAGAUACUUAAAGAAACUUUUCAUGUACCCCUUAAGUCGUUUUGUCCAGGCUAAACACCCCUAGUUCUUGAGUUAAUCUUGAUAAAUUAUUGACUCAGUGCCCUUCACCAUGUGGUUUCCUGUCUUUGUAUACUACCUAGAUUAUUGACGUUCUCCUAAAACUGGCAUCCAGAUUUGAAUACAUUAAUAAAAGCAGAGUACACAGUAACUCUCAUUUUUUCCUGGAUCCUGUGCCUUUCAAUGCAAUUUAGGAUUUUUUUAAGCAUUUUUAAUUGUCUCCUUAUAUUAGUGACUCACUGAAUUUGUCCACUAAAACUUCUAGAACCUUUUUCACACAAACUGCUGAUUUAUGCUGCUUUCACCUUGUAGUACUGUUGAAAAAAAAAAAAGUCCAAAUGUAAUAAUUUAUAAUUAGUAGCAUUGAAUUUUCAUCUUAGACUCAAUUCAGUGCAACAGCAUCUACCAGGAUCUUUUUAAAUCUUUUCAUUGAUCAUUGUGUUAACUGUCCCAUCCAGCUUUGUGUCAUUUAAUCUGAAUAAAGGUGCCAUUUAUUCCUUUAUUCCUUGAUACCAAUAUUAAAUACAAGGCCAGAGGUGUCUGGGACACUUCACCUAAGUGGAGACCUAACUGUCUAUUAACAAAUACUUGAAUUCAGCCACCAGAUCACUUGUGAAUUCUUCUCAUUUUCUUUUCCUUCCUUUCCUCCCUCUUUCCCUCCCAAUCUUAACCACAUCUCUUUUUUCUAAAAGACUAGUAUGCAGUACUUUAUCAAGUGAUUUAUUAAAAGCUUUGGUAAAUUGUCUACAGCAUUUUCAUGAUCUGAUAGGUUAGAAAAAUGUUCCCCCAAAAGGAAAUAAUUUAGCAUAACAUGAUCUAUUCUUUUUAAAUUUUUUAAAUAAUAUUUAGUUUUAAAGUGCAAUUCUUUUAAACAUUUCUGUAUUCAUCAUGUUGGAUAGAAAAAUCAGAUCAAAUGGGGGGGGGGGAGACACGAGAAAAAAACAACAAAAGGUGAAAAUACUAUUCUUUGAGCCACAUUCAGUCUCCAUGGUUCUCUCUUUCCAUGUGGAUGGCACUUUCCAUCACAAGCAUAACCUGUUCUUUGUGAAGUUAUGUUGGCAAUUAUUGUUUCUGGGUCUAGUCACCAACCAUCUCUUUCAUAAUACAUUCUAGAAUUUUCCCCAGGAGUCUUGAGCUGAACUUACUAUUCAACAGCAUGUUGAUUGUUCCCCUCCCUCCCCCCUUAUUAAAAACUUAACAAUAGUUGCUUUUCUUUAGUGUAUAGCCCCUUUUCAAUUUUCUACAGUCUUUCAAAUACCAUAAAUACCAGCUAAAUAAUUGCAUUUGCCAGUUCUUAGAAGAUCUAAGGAUAUAGUUUAUCUGAGCCAGGUGUUAAUAGGUUCAUCAAGGGCAUCUUUAUUUAUCUUGGACAUCAAUUUUUUUUUAAUUAUAGCUUUUUAUUUAGAAGUUAUAUAUGCAUGGUUAAUUUUAUAGCAUUGGCAAUUGCCAAACCUUUGGUUUGGACAUCAAAUGUUAAAGUAACAUUAUAAAAAUUAAAUUUACUUUGGCAUUUCCACAAUAGCCUAUCUCUGAAGAAAGACACAAGACAACUGAGUAGUCUUCAAGCCUUUGGCAUCUUUAUCCUGAGUCAUAAUUUCCAAUGCAGUUUUCAAUAUUUCCCCUUAUACAUAGUUUCACUUUGAGAUGAGAAAGUAUCAAAGUAGAACUUUACAUAUUUUGGAAUAUCUUGUCAGAGUCAUCGAAUUUCUCUUAACUGCUGGCUGCAAUGAAUAUUGGUACAUAAAUUACAUUUAUUUCAUGGUAGUUUGAUUUUGUUUUUGCUACUUCUGAGCCUUACAAAGUGAAAUAAUCAAGUAUCCCAUGGAAUAAUGUUUCUUGUUGACUUGGGAUACAUAGUAUAUUAACUCUAUAAUUUGUUUUUAUUAGUACUUGAGUUAUUCUGCUUUAAAUUAAGCUUAUGUCUUCUCUGUAGUUUUAUUUAUAAUGAGAAUAUCAAUAUCAUUAUAGUUCACUUUCUGCAGUAGUGUUAGCUCACAGAAUCUCAGUUGGAAGGAAACUUAGAAGCAAUCCAAUCCAAGUUGGACCCAAAGAAUUUCUUCUGCAACAUAGUCACCCAGCCUUUGUUUGGAGAUCUAUUGUAUCCCCCAGAUCAUUAAUCUGUGUAUUCAUUUUAACUCAGCAAUAUCACUACUAGGCCUUUACCCCCAAAGAAAUCAAGUAAAAAGGAAAAGUAUCUUUUUUAUAUAGUAACUCUUUGUUGUAAAAAUCAAUUGAGAAGGUGGGGUUCCUCAACUGUGGAAUAAACAAACUGUGAUAAGUGAAUGUAUUGGAAGGUUGUUGUGCUAUAUAUAAGGAAAGAUGAAAGAGACAGUUUCAAAAAAAAAAAAAAAAAACCUGGAAAGAAUGGGAAGACUGGUAUGAACCAAUCUGUAAUAAAUUUUGAGUAGACCAAGGAAAACAAUUUAUAUAAAACCAACUUUGGAACAAAAAACAAUUUUGGAAGACUCUGAUAAAUGCAAUGACUUAAAUAUAACUUUGCAGGACUUAUAAUGAAGCAAGUCCUCAUUUCUUGAUAGAAAAGUGGUGGGCUCAAGGUACAAAAUGAGAUGAAGAUUUUUGGAUGUGGCACGUGUAUGGAUUUGUAUGAUUACUUACAAGUAUUUUUUUCCUUUUCUUUUUCUCUAGUAGAAGGAACAUUUGGGGAAAGAAAAAGGCGGACAGUAAUAUUGCAAAAGAAAGAAAAAGAAGAAAAUAUUGAAAUAUUUAGAAUACACAAAAAAGAAUAGAAAUUCAAAAGGAGACAAAGACAAACAGGACAGCUUGGAAAGUAGCAUGUAUUGAAUGUGUUAUAUACUUUAAAAAAGCAAACUUUGCCAUAAAGGUUUGCUGUUUCAUGUCAAUCAUUUUUGUUCUACUUUGUAUAUGGAAAUGUGCUUUUUUUGGGUGUUUAAGUGCAAAAUAAAAAAAAAAGUUUAAAAGA